Arachis stenosperma is the source of this 936-nucleotide messenger RNA. RefSeq lists its product as uncharacterized. The record is from RefSeq and is a predicted model, not a curated record. The coding region runs from base 1 to 936 and encodes 311 amino acids. The transcript is spliced from 2 exons. Lineage: Eukaryota; Viridiplantae; Streptophyta; Magnoliopsida; Fabales; Fabaceae.
AUGAGUUUGUCGGACUUGAAGAAUAGCAUCUUGGAGAAGCUUGGCGUGUUGGGUUGCAAGUGGGUGAAGAAACUAUUCUACAAGAUUCCCAUGGCGGUUGUCUCAACCGGUGUUCAGUAUGAAACCUUUGCGGUUAAGUCUGAUGAAGAUAUUAGGGUUCUGUUCUACUGUGUAAGGAGCUUUCCAGAGAUCAGAAUCCAUGAGUUGUUCGCGAAGUUGGAGGUUGGUGUCGAUAGUUCUGGGGCAUCCGCUCCAGUUCCUUGCGUAGGUUCCGCGGGUGGUGCAUCUAGUUCGAUGCCUGCGGUCAGACCGCAUCUUCCGCCGGUUCAAUCACCUUCUUUUGCGGCUGACUUAGAACAAACGGAGGUUGUUGGUUCUGUCCCUUUGGACCAUGCAGCAGUCAUGGAGCCUCCCAACGUUGUGGGCACCGGUGGUGGCCUCGUGCCUUAUCUUGAAGACUUUGGUGGACCUGAUCAAGUAGAGAAUGCAAUGCGUGACGAUGAGUCUGACCAGGAGCCUGUUGAUAUCGAUGGUGACAGCGACGAAAACACAGGCGGCGAUCCACAUGCGCAGCAUCGGCCUUCAAGUUCUGCUUCUCAUCAAUACCCUCCACACUUCUCCACACUAAACUUGGAAGCUCUUGGUCAACAGGAAGACAGUGGUAACAGAGUGGGUAGAUCUUCUACAGAAUUUGAGAUUGGGCAAUCGUUCCAGAGUAAAGAUGAAGCUGUGCUCAGUGUGAAGGACUAUAGCAUCCGGCGAGGUGUUGAGUACAGAGUCAUCGAAUCGGAUCAUUUGAAGUAUCAUGGAAAAUGCAAGGAAUUCGGCAAGGGUUGCACUUGGUUGAUUCGUGUAGCGCUUCGUGCACGAAAGGGAACUUGGGAGGGCGGAUGCUGCGGUUACGGUAAAGGUACUUCAACAAGCGACCGAAGCUGA